This is a messenger RNA of Peromyscus maniculatus bairdii (prairie deer mouse), 1751 nucleotides long. Lineage: Eukaryota; Metazoa; Chordata; Mammalia; Rodentia; Cricetidae. The record is from RefSeq and is a predicted model, not a curated record.
UACCUUGUAAGCAGAACACUUCCGUGGAAGCAGGGCUUAAUGGGACCAUGCUCCCACCACCACAGCUGGGCUGCACUGAGACAUCCUUACAGAGAGCAAGGAGCAGGAUUCCAGCUGUGGAGUGCAAGAAAAGUGACUUUUCACAGAAGAGUUUACAAAGCACAGACCGUGGGAUGGACCUGCAGACUCCCUCAGGUCCUCUUGGGCAUCCUGUGACUCACGGUAGUGAGGAGCCACCCAGGAGCACUAAAAGAAAAAAGGCUAUUCGUAGUGAGAAGAGGAACUACAAAUGCUGUGACUGUGGCAAAUCCUUCAGUUGUAAGUCUCUGCUUAUUCGACACCGGAGGAUACACACUGGAGAAAAGCCUUUUAAGUGCAGUGACUGUGAGAAAUCCUUCAUCCAAAAGGCUGAUCUGAAUCAACAUGUCAAAGUUCACACUGGCGAGAAGCCUUUCAGAUGCAGUGAAUGUGGCAAAGAUUUCAAACAUAGUCGCUCCCUUGUUGGGCAUCAAAGAGUUCACACUGGAGAAAGGCCUUAUAAAUGCAGCCAGUGUGGGGAAUCGUAUAUGAACAAAUCCAGCCUCAUUCGUCAUAAUCGACUUCAUACUGGAGAAAAGCCUUACAAGUGCAGCGAGUGUGGAAAAUUGUUUAAAGAAAGAUCCAGCCUCGUUUAUCAUGCCCGAAUGCACACUGGGGAGAGGCCUUUUGAGUGCAGCCAAUGUGGGAAGAGUUUUAAAAAGAACUCACAUCUCGUGAAACACCGAAAAGUUCACAGCAGAGGGAAACCUUUUAAGUGUAAUGUAUGUGGGAGAUGCUUUACUGUGAGGUAUAUCCUCAUUAAACACCAGAGAUUUCACACUGCAACAAAGCAUCAUGAGUGCAAGGAAUGUGGGAAAGUGUUUUGCUACAGGACUGGACUUUCUAGACACAAGAAGACUCAUACUGAAUAGAAGUAUUGAGUGCCAUGAACAUGGGAAAUUGUUUUCCUCAUCUACUAUAUACAUGCAAGGGAACGUUCACUGGACCAAAAUCAAGAAUGUUUGAAUUGUGAGGAGCCUUCACCCACACCUCCAUCCUGUUCAACUGGAGAGGCCACGGUGCUGGGAUGCAUCAUGAACCCACUGAUUCUGGGAAAGCCUUUGAGCAAAUUUCUGCUCUUAUUAGUAACAUAUGCACAACUCAGAUAGGUCUGUGAAUGCAGAGAAAAUCUUUAGCCAUUGGCCAAAUUUAUCCUAAAAGUGACCUUUGUGAGGGAGUCAUUCAUUGAAAGUUACUCAUCAAAUAAGAACAUUGGAAAAAGAUGAGAAUUAUUGCCAUCUUCCUAUCCCCUCCCCCCAAAAAAUGAAUGUUUUCUAGGAAACUUAGCAAAAGAAAGGCCUGUUUUGGUUUUUUUUUUAUGUUUUGUGGGGUGAAGGGUUGCUUUUUUGAGGCAGAGUUCUCUGUGUAGCCUAGGUUGUCCUGGAACUAGCUCUGUAGACCAGGCUGGCCUCGAACUCAGAGAUCAGCCAGCCUCUGCCUCCCAAGUGCUGAGAUUAAAGACACAUGCACCACCACUAGGCCAAGCCCUGUGUUCUUGACUGCACCAGUGUGGAAUGGAGUUUCCAAGUGACUGAGUUUGAAUGGAGGAGGAACAGUGUGGUCUCAGUUUAAAUAAGACAUGGUUUUUGUUGUUAUAGUUGUUUGUUUGCACUUGUUUUCUCACUAAAUGUUGCAGUUCCUGGAAUAAACAAUUGUUUGCUGUAUUGUCUUCC